Podarcis lilfordi (Lilford's wall lizard) is the source of this 7639-nucleotide messenger RNA. The record is from the annotation of a GenBank genome assembly. NCBI's taxonomy places the organism in Eukaryota, Metazoa, Chordata, Lepidosauria, Squamata, Lacertidae.
UGCAGAUCUUGCCCAGCUAGAGACAAUUGCAAGGAUGAAACAUCGACUGUUGAGUUUGGCAUUGACCUGUCUAUACUUGCUUCAUGCUUCAGCCCUUGUCAAUGUUCAGCCAGACUUCGAUAUCACAAAGGUAACCACAAACGUAUCUCCAAAUGGGUGUUUUUAUCCAGACCAAAGCAGAAAGUAGAGGGUAGGAGGGGACACUACAUCUGUCAGCUCUAUUUCUGAUGGAGACACUUGUCCCAUUACAAAAUGGCAGCUACUGCAGUGUUGUGGCAGCAAGAAAAGUGUUGAAUGCCUCCCAGCAGUCAGUUCAAGGCUCCAAAGCCACAGUGAGGCAAUGAUUUGACACUGCCAUUUUGGGUCCUUAAACUUUGGAACACAAUGACCACCUGUCUUGGGCUGCGGGCAGGAGGUAGGAGAUAUCCCAACAAUCCUUUAAUCUAAGGAGGGCACAUGGAGAUCUUUGACAUAUGUAGCCAAUGGGAUUUGGUCUCUUAUUUACUCAGGCGUUAUGGAAGUUGUGAGCACUUCCAGUAGCUGUGAACUAUAUGCAAGUGAGUGAGAGGAUGUUAUGUUUGUUCUGCUGUUUGUGUGCCUAUACACACACACACACAGUUAUAUAUAUAUAUAUAUAUAUAUAUAUAUAUAUAUAUAUAUAUAUAAAUUUCCAAUAUGCUUAAUUAAUGCAUGAAGGGGUUAAUACUUUAGCAUAAGCUGUCCCACCAGCCUUAGCUAUGUCCACUUGCCCUCAGCUUGGGAGGAACUUUGUUCUCCUUUAAGUCUACCUGGGAAGCUCAGUAUGUAAAGAGGUUUGAGCUGGUUGCUCCAGUUCAACUGCAUGGCUCUCAUCAGCCACUCUUGAGUUCCUAUUCCACUGAUUUAGGAACCUUCAUCACUUUGUAGCUAUGCUAUGUUUUACUGCCUGUGCAACCUUUUCUGAAGCACAUGAAUCUGACCUUUGGAGGGUUUGUAAGGAAACCAGUUUUUCACUUACCCAACAUGUGGUCUUUUUCCUAUGCUGGAGAAGCAGGAAACCUUGAAAAGAAACUGUUUAAAGGGGGGAUUUUGGAACUCACUUUACAUGGCAAACUUUAGUCUAACAGCCUAUAUUUACACCCUUUGCUGCUUUUAAAUAUCUAUACGAAGCUACUAGAAGAGAUCAUCAGGGGGCUUGGGCUGGGUGUUCACCAGUUUGUGGAUGAUAUCCAGCUCUGCCUCUUCUUCAAAUCAGAACCAGUGAGUGCAGUGAAGGUCCUGUGUGAGUGCCUGGAGGUGGUUAGAGGAUGUAUGGCGGCUAACAUAUUGAGGUUGAAUCCUGACAAGACAGAAGUACUGUUUGGGGGGGACAGGGGAUGUGUGGGUGUGGGGGACUUCCUGGUCCUGAAUGGGGAAACUGUGCCCCUGAAGGACCAGGUGCACAACCUGGGAGUCAUUUUAGACUCACAGCUGUCCAUGGAUGUGCAGGUUAAUUUUGUAUCCAGGGCAACUGUCUACCAGCUUCACCUAGUAUGCCGGCUGAGACCCUACCUGCCUGCACACUAUUUCACCAGAGUGGUACACACUCUGGUUAUCUCCCACUUGGACUACUGCAAUGUGCUUUACGUGGGGCUACCUUUGAAGGUGACCCGGAAACUACAACUAAUCCAAAACGCAGCAGCUAGACUGGUGACUGGGAGUGGCUGUCGAGACCAUAUAACACCGGUCCUAAAGGAUCUUCAUUGGCUCCCAGUACGUUUCCGAGCACACUUCAAAGUGUUGGUGCUGACCUUUAAAGCCCUAAAUGGCUUCACCCCAGUAUACCUGAAGGUGCGUCUCCACCUCCAUCAUUCAGCCUGAACACUGAGGUCCUCCUCUGAGGGUCAUCUGCUGGUUCCCUAACUGCAAGAAGCGAGAUUACAGGGAACCAGGCAGAGGGUCUUCUUGGUAGUGGUUCCCCCCCUCCCAUCAGGAAUGCCCUCCCAUCAGAUGUCAAGGAAAUAAACAACUAUCUGACUUUUAGAAUACAUCUGAAGGCAGCCCUGUUUAGGGAAUUUUUUAAUGUUUGAUGUUUUAUUGGUUUUGCUAUUCUGCUGGGAGAUGCCCCCCAGCCAGAUUGGGGGGGGUAUUAAUGAUGAUGAUGAUGAUGAUGUUGCUGCAUAUUUAAUUUUUUUAAAAUGAUAUUUAUUGGAAAAAAAAUUUUUAGAGUUACAAAAAAAAAAAAAAACAAAGUAGAAAAAGAACAAAGAAGGAACAAAGAAAAACACAAACCACAUCCAACAAUACAAAUUCAAAAAAAACAAAAAAAAAACAAAAUACACCGCAAACAUUUAAAAACAAAUCCAUUAUUCUCAAAUCCUCAACUGUCAUUACCUUCUUCCUUUGACCUCCUCCUCCUCCCUUUUUUUGUAUCCUAGUUGUUAAUUGUUGCAGCAAAUCCUUUCCAUAUUUCAUAAAAUUCUGUCAUUACAUUACCUUAAACUAUUUUAAUCUUAUCUUACUAUAAAAAACCUUGAAACUUAAAACUUAAAUCUUAUUUUUACCAACUUCUCAUAACCAUAAUAUUCUUACAUAAUUCUUUAAACAUUUUUAUUAAAGCCAAGUAAUUUCAUUCCAACAUUUUUCUAACAUUCAUCAAUUUUAUAAAACAAUCCUAGUAGUAGAAAAAGAAAUAAAAACAAUCCAAUCUUCAUCCAGCGUCCCUUCCUCCUGGUCCCGGGUUUUGUCAGUCCUUAUUAUCCCAUCGAUGUAGCGCAUUAACCUGGUAACCUUAUAUCCGAGUCCCUUAAGUCUCUUCCAUGUCCCUUCCGCAACUCUUCUUCAUAUUUGUAACUGUAUUUUCCCUUGACUCCUGCUCGUUUCACUCGUGGGAACUCCAGCUUAACAAUAUUUUUGACCCUUCUCGACAGAUCAGCCCCUUUUCCAUAAUCCACACUAAAUUCCAUGUGGUAUUUAAGAACAUGUUUCAAAAUCCCUCCAAAAUUAGGAGCCCCCACAAUCCCAGACAUCUCACGGCCCAUUGCCAGACUUGAAAAGUCCAAACAUCCCUGCAUAGGGGGGUCUAUCCAGCCCCCCAUUUCCAAACCAAACCAAACUUUUUCUUUCCAAAUCUGGCUUUUUCCAAGUUCAUUUGUCAAAUCCGAAAGCUCAUGUUCCUGUUGGGCCUGUUCUGUCAGGGCACACUCCUGAUUUAAUUCCUUGGUGGGCUCCACAUAUUUUCCCACUGCCUGUUCAAAAUUUCCCACAGCCUGUUCAAAAUUUCUAAUCGAAUCAGCCAUUAAAUUUGUCUUCUCAUGUAGCUGUUCCAGUAGGGCAUUUGUUUUAUAGAAAGCACACAACAGAGCUUCUGAAUACAUUGUCCUGCAAGGUCAGAUGUCUAUUCCCACGAUUGUAAUCUGUAACAGCUGCCAGCUCCCCGAACUUCGAUGUUGCUGCAUAUUUUAUUACUUUAAAUCUCUGCUGGGUUCUCUUACCAAAGAGUACUUGCCCCAAACUUGAAUCUUGACAUCCAGGAAUUCUGCUUUCUAUAUACUAUUCCCCCACCACCACUACCAUCAAAGAGUGAGCAUUGCUUCCUGAAAUGAUGUGAGUGGAAAGAGGAUCAUUCCAAUGCAUGCAUUUUUGGCGAGGAAAUUGACUUAACUCCUCUUUCUAGUUUGCUGGAAAAUGGAACCUCAUUGCACUGGCUAUGAAAGAAGGUCAACCAUCAGAGGACAACAGGAUUCAUACUACAGUUGUGUUUGAUAAUGGAGUCAUCGCUUUCAAAACACGGGUUCCAGUGUAAGUUCUCUUGAAUUACUUUGAGACCACCUUCCUUUGUUUUGCAAGGCCCAUCAGUUCCACUUGCUGGAGUGAAGGGGCAGCGGGGGCAGGGGCGGGCGGGGGGCACUAACAUGCAAUGAUCUGGAGAGGCUUCCAAUCCCAAAUUUCAGCUGCUGCAGGUACAAAUAGUGGGAGGAAGCUCACUUCUGCAGAAGCGCCAUGAUCUUAUAUUUUCUUUCCAGAGGGAAGGCGUGUAAAAGAUUGCAGACUCGUUUUUUCCCAGAUGAGCAGCCUGGAAUAUACAGGACAGGUAAACAGCAAGUGAUUCACUCUUCAUUCAGGGUGGAAGGAAAUUAGUAUUCCAACCACCCUCCCAUGGGAAGCGAAGUGUUUCCAAUCCACCUCUAUCCCCCUCUGACAGGGGCUUCCAGUUGGGGGCUUCAUGCUGCAGUUGGGGACUUGAGAUAGUCACAGAUGGAUUACUGACAAUGGGUUUAUUUAACAUUGGAUUUUCGCUGAAAAGUGAGAAAUCUGAUUUAAUGCGGGGGGUGGGGUCCAGAAACUGGUAUUCAGGAGCACUGCUGUCUUCAACUGUGGAUAGCAGAGCAUAGCUACUGUGACUAAUAGCCAUCAAUAGAUCUCCCCCACCCUUUAAAGCCGUCCAUAUUUGUGGCCAUCACUGCCUCCUAUAGGAUUUCCACAGUUUAAUAAUAAUAAUAAUAAUAAUAAUAAUAAUAAUAAUAAUAAUAAUUUAUUUGUCCCCAGCCACUCUGGGCAGCUUCCACAAGACCCAAAAUACACCAAUAUGUCAUACAUUAAAAACGUCCCUGAACGUCAGAUGUCUUCUGAAUGUCAGGUAGUUGUUUAUCUCUUUGACAUCUGAUGGGAGGGCGUUCCACAGGGCGGGUGCCACUACCGAGAAGGCCCUCUGCCUGGUUCCCUGUAGCUUUGCUUCUCACAAUGAGGGAACCGCCAGAAGGCCCUUGGCACUGGACCUCAGCGUCCGGGCAGAACGAUGGGGUUGGAGACGCUCCUUCAGGUAUACUGGGCCGAGGCCGUUUAGGGCUUUAAAGGUCAACACCAACACUUUGAAUUGUGCUUGGAAACAUACUGGGAGCCGAUGUAGGUCUUUCAAGACCGGUUUAAGUAUGGACUGCAUAAGAAAGUGCUUUCUUUUAAAUGUCCCAAGUCUUCCAGCAUUCAGAAUCAUUGGAUGCCCUUCAAUUCUAGUGCUACGUGAGAGGAAGGAAAGCUUCUAUCCACUUUCUCCAGCAAAACCUUGUAUGGCGAUGUCAUUGCCAAUACAUUGGAGAACUGGGGUGGGGGUGGAAUCAGUUCUACUUGGAACCGCCCCGCCCCCCCCAAGGCAUAUGUCCAUCUGAGGUAACUGCUGCACCAAACUGUAAGAGAAGUGUGUGCCCUUAAAGGAUCUCUUUUGUGGUUCUGAUUCAGAUGCAGGGAAGACCACCGUUUACAUCAUGAAGACAGAUUACAUCCAUUUCGCCAUUAUUUUCGUUUACACAAAAGAAAUGGAGGUCCUGCAGCUAUACGGUAUGUGUCUUCAUUGAUGGGAAAGAGUGUGUUGUGAGAUGUAAAUGUGAGGCUACUGAAUGUGUCAGGUAUACUGGCUAGCUGCAAAUAUACAAGAGUGUUAGAUCCUCUGAAAGCCUUCCUCCACUCUCUGUUGUGCAAUUUGAAGCAGAGAUGAAGUUUCUUCAUCUCCACUCCAAAUCACCUCCACCAAAGCUCCUCUUUCAAAAUGAGUAGCGUUUACCUCCCCAACCACAGAGCUGGUCCAGGAGAAUAUGAUGGCACUGGUGUAGCAUGGAGGCAGCACAGGGGCAGUUGCCCCAGGUGCAAAAUUGUUGGGGGGAACAAACUUUCAACACUUGCUGCUUCUUUAAUACAGCAGCAUGCUUCUGUUGCUGGGCUCCACUGAUAACAGCUUCUCCAUGCAAACCAGGAAGUGGCCUUUCCAGACAAUGGAACGACUCUUCUUAUGUCUGCGGGUGACACAGAUGCCGUUAGGCAGUUGAAUGCGCAUGCGUACUCCAUCCAUUUCCCUCCCUCCUCUCUGCGAGGCCCCAGAUGCUGGCAACCCACAAUAGGCCACUGUACCAUGGUCAAUGGUAUCCAAAAUCACUGCACCAUGAAGAAGCGGGAGCAGGCCCACUCCCUUCUUCUCUAAGUCAUCCAUUGUGCUGAGCGGAGUCAUUUCAGUGCCAAUCCCAGGUCAAAAAUCAACUGGAAAUGGGCCUAGAUAACUCGUUUCUUCUUAGCAUGCCUGAAGCCACAGGACCAAUGUUCUCUUGAGCACCUUUCCUGAAAAGGGAAUGUUUGGAACUGGGGGUGGUAGUUGUCAUACAUGCCAGAUGUGUUUUGUCUUCUAAAGUCUUCUCUAGUGGGAUAUAGCUAGAGAAAGGCAGGUACAGAUACAGACAGGAGAGCAGGAGCAAAGUGAAAACGGAGUCUUUGGGGCCUCGGCACCGUUGCAUUGCAGAAGGGCUUUAGAGCACUCUGAAUCUGCAACAGCAUAAUGUGUUAUACAAACUGGCUCCCUGAAGGCACACACAAGAUCUUCUCCCACCAUAUGCCUCUGAAGACUUUCUAAGCCAAAACAAGUACAGUGGUACCUCGGGUUAAGUACUUAAUUCGUUCCGGAGGUCCAUACUUAACCUGAAACUGUUCUUAACCUGAAGCACCACUUUAGCUAAUGGAGCCUCCUGCUGCUGCCGCGCCGCCGGAGCACGAUUUCUGUUCCCAUCCUGAAGCAAAGUUCUUAACCUGAAGCACUAUUUCUGGGUUAGCGGAGUCUGUAACCUGAAGCGCAUGUAACCUGAAGCGUAUGUAACCCGAGGUACCACUGUACGGCAUAUUUUAGUGCUGUGGUGCAGUUAGCAUUUGAAAGGCUAUUCAGCCAGCACAGCAGAUAUUUCAGAAUAUACUGAUGUGGUAUUAUACACUGCAUCUGCAUUGCAAUGUUGGGAAGCCACACAGCGUGGUUUGUUUAUAGUGUCUGUUCUAUUCCUCUAUCCCCUUUUGAAAAUAAUAAUAAUCUAAUUAUUUUAUUAUUUAUAUGCCGCCCAUCUGACUGGGAUGCCCCAGUCACUCUGCAUGACUCCCAACCAAAUAUUAAAAUCACAAUAAAACAUCAGCCAUUAAAAACUUCCUUUUGAAGCCAUUCACAUCCUUUUUGUGGCAGAUUUCAUCCUUUAACUAUGUGCUUCAGAUCCAAAAUGCAUUUGUUGCUUGAGAUUCAAAAUAAGUAUGUUCCAUCUCUUUUUUUCUCCCUUUUAUUCCUCAAUGUGACAACUUUUUGGGGGGGUCUGAAGUCAGGGAAGAGGAAGCAUCAACAGAAGUGAUAGAAAUAUACAAGGAGGUUGCAGCGUCAAUAAAUCUGUCUGUCGACAAGAUCAUCUAUCUUCAGAGAUCUGGUAAUAUGAGGUUCUCUUAUGCCUUAUUAUUUCCAAAUUUGAGAUAAAUAGUGAUGCAAUUUCUUUUUUAUUUAAACAAAACGGAUCACAAUUUUCUAGCAAUGAUGAUCAAGGUAGUUUAUGUUGAGGAAAUAAGUAGUAUGAAGAAUAUCUUGACUGCCCCUGGUUGGUGUUUACUUGCAUUCUGUACCUUGGUCCCAAUUCCACAUCCUGCUCUGAGACCUUAUCUCUUUUAUUCCACAGAUUCUUGCGCAGAUGUAUGAAGUAAGACACCUGAACCUGGAACUGUGUGUGACUGCAAAGGUGUGAAUCAAAGUUGUUAAACCCUCCCAUUUGGAAAGAAAAUCAGCUGGAUCUCAUUCCCAUAAAUGUUACAAGAUGAUGCACCAAUACCACGACCAGUCAUUUAAUUAUCUUGAAAACUAGUCGAAACUGAAAUAAAACCAUCCAAGACCCAUAUAAAU